CAGAAAUCAUGACCCGGCACUUCUCGCUUCUCUUUGUUCUUGGGACUGUAACAUCUGUGUGUUCCCAGUUCAGUUUUUACCCUCUGGAGGAACUUAGCUCUGAUGUUGGAAUCCAAGUCUUCAAUCAGAUAGUGAAAGCUAAGCCUCAGGACAACGUUGUCGUUUCUCCUCAUGGGAUCGCGUCGGUCCUGGGGGUGCUGCAGCUCGGUGCCGAUGGCAAGACAAAGAAGCAGCUGACAACUAUGAUGAGAUACAGCGUAAACGGAAUAGGAAACUCUCCGAGAGCAGCUGGAAGCAAAGAGGAGAGCCAGCAGCAUGAGACCAGCCAGCUCUCCCCGGACCACAAGCAAGUGCUUCGUGGACCACCAGUGGUCCACAGAAUACAGUUUGAGAACCUCUGUUAUGGCGUUGGUAAAGCGUUAAAGAAGAUAAACAGGCUCAUAGUCUCAAAAAAGAAUAAAGACAUUGUUACAAUUGCUAAUGCAGUGUUUGCAAAGAGUGGCUUUAAAAUGGAAGUGCCUUUUGUUACAAGGAACAAAGAGGUGUUUCAAUGCAGCGUCAAGAGCGUGGACUUUGAGGACCCAAGCUCAGCAUGUGAUUCCAUCAACCAGUGGGUCAAAAAUGAAACGAGAGGUAUGAUCGAUCAGGUUGUAGCUCCGGAUGACAUUGAUGGCAGCUUGACCAGGCUGGUUCUAGUAAAUGCUGUGUAUUUCAAGGGCUUGUGGAAGUCACGGUUUCGACCUGAAAAUACAAAGAAGCGUCCGUUUUACGGGGCUGAUGGGAAGACCUACCAAGUCCCUAUGCUGUCCCAGUUGUCCAUCUUCCGCUGUGGCACUACGAGCACUCCGAACGAGCUGUGGUAUAACAUCAUUGAGCUGCCGUACCACGGCGAGAUGAUCAGCAUGCUGAUCGCCCUGCCCACCGAAAGCACCACGCCGCUCUCCGCCAUCAUUCCCCACAUCAGCACGAAAACAAUAGGGAGCUGGAUGACAACCAUGGUAGCAAAAAGAGUGCAGGUUAUUUUACCCAAAUUUACAGCAGUAGCAGAAACAGACCUAAAGGACCCUCUGAAGGCACUUGGCAUUACAGAUAUGUUUGACCAGUCAAAGGCAAACUUUGCAAAAAUAACAAGGUCAGAAGGUCUUCACGUAUCUCACGUUUUGCAGAAGACAAAAAUCGAAGUUAGUGAAGACGGAACCAAAGCUUCUGCAGCAACAACUGCAAUUUUAAUAGCCAGGUCAUCCCCUCCUUGGUUCAUCGUAGACAGGCCAUUCGUGUUUUUCAUCCGGCACAAUCCUACAGGUACGAUCUUGUUUAUGGGACAAAUAAACAAACCUUGACUGUGGAAAAGACUUUUCUUGAAGAAGCACCCAGGCUCGUGUGACGUGCCCCUGUCUCUUCCAUACUUUGUCCGCUCCUCUUCGACUUGGCUCGAGAGCUGGCUUUAACCGCUGGCUGGGAUUUGAAACGGGAGUCGAUGUAGUUCUGGCUUUGUGAGGGGGGAAAAAUACGAAUUGAAAACUACAGUAUCUUCAAAAUGUCUAAAAGAUUCUCUAAACUACUGAACGGCUACCUAUGCUAACCAACCUUCUGAGCUUUUUCUGUAUCUACUAAGAAUUUUAUGUCUGGCUUUUGUGAGAGGAUUUUAACAAAGAAUGGUAAACGUUGCUGUUAAUGUUGGGUUCUCCUCGUGCGUGGAAAAGGUCUAAUUUUGUAGAUACUGCCUAUCAAGAUGACUUUUGGUUCCUGAGUAUCUUGGUACCUGGAUAUUCUUGGUAGAAAUAGAUUAAAAGUUCUAGCAAGUUUUAUUUUAUAUAGUGCAUGUAUCACUGAGAGUUUUAAAAUUAAUGUGGUGUUAGACACACAUCGCAUUGUCCUGUCUUACUGUAAUGUAAACUUGUCAUUGCUAGUACACACUUUCUAUUGGAUUUAAAUUUUAUAUUUGUUUUUGUACAAAGGAGGAAAAUAAAAACUGCAUUAUGAACAGUCA
Apaloderma vittatum (bar-tailed trogon) is the source of this 1990-nucleotide messenger RNA. RefSeq names its product serpin peptidase inhibitor, clade E (nexin, plasminogen activator inhibitor type 1), member 2 (gene SERPINE2). Gene Ontology annotation, biological process: negative regulation of endopeptidase activity; negative regulation of plasminogen activation. The coding region runs from base 9 to 1340 and encodes 443 amino acids. The transcript is spliced from 10 exons. The record is from RefSeq and is a predicted model, not a curated record. Gene Ontology annotation, molecular function: serine-type endopeptidase inhibitor activity. NCBI's taxonomy places the organism in Eukaryota, Metazoa, Chordata, Aves, Trogoniformes, Trogonidae.